AUAAUUCAAUAAUAAAAUGUUAACCAAAAUGUAUUAAAAAAAGCUAAUGAUUACAUUAAACUAUGAAUAAGAAGAGCUUGAUGUCAGCUGUCAAAUUUUUGUUUUGUGAGUCUCACUGUCUGUCCAAGUAUAUAUCUUCAUACAGUGAAUUUUGUUUAUUGUUAACACAUGUAUAAUAUUAAUUUUUCUUCGCAAAAUGAUUUCCAAAGAUAGCCGUAUUUAUAAAAGUGUAAUUUUCAUUUUCUUAUAAUAAUUUAUCAACAUGAUAACGUAUCGAACAAAAUGGAAGCAUUUAAAAUUAUUUUCGUUUUAAUAUUGACAAUUUUGGGCAGUACUGCCCAUUGGUAUAUAAAAGAUGUAGCUAAAAAUCUAAGUAAUGAAAUUGAGGAAUUGAAAAAUAAUGAAUUAGGAGUGCCUUUUGUAUUGAACUUGUACAAAAACUUUGUAUUCAUACAACCAAAAGAUGAUCUAAUGAAAAUUGUGAAUAAUAUAGCUCAUAAAUUAGAAACAAAAAUUACUGAUAUAUUUUCAGUAUUAGAAAGUUCUCAGUUAGUAAUAGAUACUAAAUUAUCCAAAGAAAACAGUGUUACUUUAAAUUCUUCAGUAACUCCAUGCUUUCUAAAUGAAUCCCUGAGGAAUCAGUAUAACAAUAACUCUUAUAAUUCUACUGAGAAUCCGCUAGAAUCAAUUAACAUUUUAGACAAAAUGAAGCAAAACUUCAUUAGCAUAUCUGAAGGAGUAAAAAGACAAUAUUUUAUAUCAGAUUAUGAAAUAAAACAAUUAAAAAGGACUCCCUUUCUACGUUGUAGUGAGUCUGAAGAAAAUAUUAUAUGGAGUAACUACAUGAAAAGAAAUAUUUAUCAGCAGAAAAAUUUAAUCCUCGUACUUGACAUAGGAGGUUCAAUGAAUCAAGUACAGUUUAAUCUGUUAAAAUCAGUUGCUAAAGGAAUGUUAUCAGUAUUGAAUGAAAGUGACAGAGUUUCUGUUUCAACAAUAAGUUCAAAUUUUACUUAUCUUGAGAAUGAUUGUAAUAUAUUAUAUGGUUAUUAUUUGUUGGAAAAGACUCCAGUAUUAAAACAAGCUACCUCCAGUUACAUUCAAAAUUUAGAAAAAUACAUUGAUGCUAUAAUUAGUGAACCAGGCUUAACUAACCAUACUCUUGGUUUUGAGAAGAGUUUAGAGAUUGUGGUAAAUAGUGCAGACUUGGUAAAAAACGAAACAAUUAUGAUUUUAUAUGUAAGCAGAGGAUUAUUGUCAUCUCUAAUGGAACCCAAAGAAGUAUUGGAAAUGGUUGAAAAAUUUACAAGAAUUCACAAUAUUACAUCUUUGUUUAUCAACACAUGUGCCAUAAUUGAUGAACUGAAGCCAGUAGUAUAUGAACCUCAAUUUUUAUGUGAUAUUGCCUACCAUAAUUACUCCAAAUAUAAUAUACCUUUCAAACCAAAUCCAUACCGCAAGCUUGGAAUGAUGCUCAAAGUAGAGAAUUUAGAAAGUAUACCUUUUGUGGUAGAAAGAUUUUAUUCAGUUUUUAAUCCUCAUUCGAAUUUUGAGAUAGGAACAAACAUUCACUCUCCAAGUUGGGACAAAAGUGAAAACGAUUUAAUGGUGUCAUUUACAAAAGGCUGGAAAAGACAAAAUAAAUUUUUCAUGUUGGGUGUAGAUGUCUAUUUUUCAAAUUUAGCAGAAGAUUUAGUAUAUUAUAGUAAUGUACAAGGUUAUUCUUAUGUAUUUCUUAUGGAUUUAAAAGGAAAGAUAGCUUACCAUCCAUACUAUCUAAGAGUGAAACAAAAAAGUCAAUCCCAUGCUGUAGAUCUAGAAAACAUUGAGAAAGUUUCAAAUAUAGCUAACUUGAAAAGGCGAAUAUUGAGUGAAAAAAAAGGCAUCUUUCAGGAUUUUAGAAAAAAUAAUAGUGAUUUGGUUCAAUACCGAUGGAACAGAAUAAGUGAUUGGUAUGUAGUGUGUUUAGUUACAAAUACUAAAUAUGGUGUCCCAAGCAUACCUCAGAAAUCUAUCUGGUUUCAAAACGAUUUUUUGUAUCAAAAUUUUGGAGAUUACAAGCUAUGCAGACAUUUAAAUAUUCUGGCAACAAUAGAUGUUUUUUCGUUAUAUUUAAGCCCAUCUUGUUUUCGUUCUCCAUUUCUGGCAGCUCACUUAACACAAAACAAAUUGCGCUCUGAAGACUUUGUGGCAUAUCUGAAAGACGAUAGCAGAUUAUUGAUUAACCCCGGCUUAAAAGAAGAAAUUAGAGAGGAAGUUUCGUUAUUAUCACAUAUAUUAAUGUUCCUCAGAAAGCGCCAUCUACAAUCGGAAAUAUCAAAUUAUAUAGUUAGACGUUAUGCAUCCUCAAAUUCUGGUGUUUUCCAAAUGUUUCCAGGAAGUACUAUUAAACCAGGAUGGUCACCUACAAAGAGUCUAUGGUUUUAUAAAGCCUCACAACAUAGAGGUAAAGCUGUAUUAGUUCCUCCAUAUUUAGAUAAGGGUGGGGCUGGUUAUGUUAUAACUAUAGCUUAUGCAACUUCACAAUUUAUUAUUGGAAUGGAUGUUACUUAUGGUUUUAUUCUUAAAAUGUUGAUAACUAUUAUACCCGAGUGUUUGAAUAAAAACAUCACUUGUUUUUUGAUAGAUGAUGAGGGAUACAUUAUCUAUCAUCCCAACUUGAUGAAUUCAAAUGGAGCUAAACCCAUAGAACAACAACAUAUAGUACAUAAGGAAUCAUUAGUUUCAAAUGAUAUCUUGAAUCACAAACAUUUUAUACAAAAGCUUCUUUGUAACAGUUAUGGUGAUGAUACUAUACAGAGAUACUACGCAUUGAAUACUAGCUUUGUUGGUGUAUUAGUAAAUUUUGUACCAGGCGAACAAUGUGUUAAAUACCAAAUUACCAGCAUACCUAAAACUAAUAUGUUCUUAGGAAUUGUUAAUGUUUCUUGUAAUUUUGGAGCUACUUUCUGCCCUUGUAGCAUCAUUGACAGAUUGUGUUUAAACUGCAAAAGAAUGGAACAGAAAGAAUGUGAAUGUCCUUGUGAGUGUCCAUUAGAAAAUAGUGAUAUUUGUGAUACAAAGCCUAAUUCCAGUAAUGUGACAGACAAUGUACCAUGUAAAAAAUAUGCAGAAGAAUCUUUAGGAAACAGCUUUAUUGUUAGUCCCAACAAUAACUUGGAGUCAUGUUUUGUCGUUAGUUGCUAUGAACAAAAGACUUAUUUAGAUUGCUUAGGACUUAUUGGUUGUGAAUGGUGCAUGUUUGACAUGAACCGUAACUAUUUAAGGAAACCAUUUUGUGCAUCUAUUAGUACCUGUUUCAAAGGAAUAUUCGACAUAUCAGAUACUUCUUUUGGUAGGGUACCAAAUAGUGUUGAAUUCUCAUCAGCAGGACCAAUUAUCUAUUCAAUUAUAGGCAUAACUGUACUGUUUGUACUUUUGUUAGUAUGCUACCGCUCUUAUUCUAACCAAAUAACUGACAGAUUGUAUGUAUCUUCAACCCAAGAUCAACUACGGAUGAGUGACUUGAAUAUCACCGAUAAUUUUCAUGAUUUAGGAAAUCACAGAGAUAAAUUAAUUCAAGAGGAACAUCUAAAUGUAAGUCCAUAUUGUGUUGCUGGUACAUAUAGAAGGACUACAGGUCCUACUGACUCUGAUCAUGGGUACUCAACAAUGACACCACACGAUGAAUCUGAACAUAUGUCUUUGGCUCCUGUAGAGGUAGAUUCCUUAGAGGAUGAUAUAUUUUCAGAUAGUACUUCCGCACAUACAAGUCUUUCAAAUAAGGAUACUCCAAGACUUUUCCCGCCUGUAUCCACAAGGAUUCCUCAAAGGAACUGUAUCACUGUUCCAGUAACUGUACAUCAGAAUGCAAUAACAUGAUGCCAAUUAUUCUUCAAAAUGUUUUUAUUAAUUAACAUUCAAAUAUUUUGUUUACUAUUAGGUUUUAUAAUACUGGGAGUCCCAUAAAAUACUAAUUGACGAAUAUUUGUGUUAACCUAAUUUAAAACUGUUUGUAUAGUUUCUUAAUGUAUUGUAACAUUGUUAUUUUAUAUAUAGAAUGUAUGGAUUAUAAUUUGAGCAAUGACAAGUAUGCGACGAUUGCUGAGAAUUCAUUCAAAAAUCUAGACUUGAAAUUCUUUAGCUGACUACUAACAUAUAUGAAUUAAUUGUAUAUUUAGUUAUAAAUUGCAGAUACUUGACAACCCCAAUGAAAGGAAUAUAUCCAAACUCUACAGUACAACUCUGAACUAAAUAUUUUUACUGGAAUACAUUUUCUCGACUCAUAACAGAUGUUCCUUCCAGAUUUCCUCCAUUCUAAUAUACGUCCAAUCUGUGAAUUUUUAUAAAUUUGUAUGUACAUAGAUAUUUAUCAUAAACUAUAAAAUGAGAAAAAACUAGUAAAUAAAUAUGUACCUCCAAUUAUAGUUUGAAAAGUCUAUUCAAUGAAUGCAAUAAGAAUUUUUAUACACAGUAAUGUGACAAAGUAAACCUAUGAAGUUUUUGUAUAAUCGAUUGUCUUGUUACUACUUGCAAACAGCAAAAUAAAAAAAAUAUAUAAUUGUAAAACUGUUCGACUUCAUAUUCUCAUAGAUAAUACAUUAUUUGCUUUUAAAGACUUUCAAAAAUAAAAUGGUACUCCUGCAUAAUGAAAGUUUUCGAAAUGAUAUUUAUUAAUUAAAUUUAGUGUACAUUUGUAUUCUACUGUAACUUUCGCACUUUCGCUUCUACUCAUGAUGAUGCAAAAUUUUUCAUUCAUGUAAUUGAACAAACUCUGGUAACUAGGAGAAAACUUUUCAUAGAAUUCUGACGUUUCCACUUGUGUCUCAAUUUAGUACAAAAAGUUUGUAGGAAUAUAAAAAGAAAAUGUUUUACAAAACUAGGUGUAAGUAACUAUUAUUUUCGUAACAAAAACAGUUGUGGUAAUAAAGAAAACAAUACUUACCACAACUUUCUACAAAAAAAAUUAUUAACCUCUUGAAAUUGGCAGGUCUAGCAAUUGAUGGGUAUUGGCAUAAUACUUUUUGUUAUUUCUUCCUGAUAUUGGAUUAUGCCUACAGAUUUCUGGGUGAGGUCAAUAAGCUAUGGUUAAGGAUUUUUAUAAUUUGAAUUUGCUAUUUCAUUAUAUUCUUCAUGUUCAAUGUUACCUAGAAAAAGAGAGAGUAGUUCGAUAUGUUUUUGAUGUCUUUAUGGGUAAGAGUUUUUAAUAUUGGAUCGGUUAAGCGUGUGUGGUCAUGGUCAGAGCAUACUAUUGUAUUAGUUUGUUAUUGAGGUGAGAAGUGAAAAUGGCCCGUUGAAAUUAUUGAUUAAGUACAAAGAGAGAGAGAGAGAGAGAGAGAGGCUGUUACAGCUCCUGCUGCAUUAUUUCUUAUCGGCGACUAUUUCGCUGAAAACGAAUGGUGAGGCUCUAAAUAGACAAAAAUCUUCAUCGGUUGAGUGUUAAUGAAGUCAACUAUAAAAACAUAGUCAAACUGUUUUGCUAGUUGGAGUGAUACACUAUGGCAAUAUAUGGAAAACCAGUUUCUUGAAAAUGUUACCAUACUUACACUCUAGUACACACAGUAGCGAAUGUGUUGAAAUGUAGUUUAAAUUUUAUAUUGUUUGAAUUAUGUGUACAGAAUUUACCAGUUCAAUAAUAUACACACAAUGAAAUUACCUAUUAUAUUCCAUUAAUAUACAGUAUUGCAAUAUGCGUAACGCACAAUUUUUCAAAUUCAAAAUAAUAUGUCAUGUUUUUCAAAAUAAGUAAUUUUAUUUCCAAUCACAGAAUUGUUAUUAACAAUGAUAUCUCAUUCCCCUAUGCUAGAUUUAUUUAUCUAGUUUUCACCAAUGUAUAUUUACAAUAUAGUAAAUAAAAACACAAUUCCACCGGACAUUUAUAUAGACCAUAGUUUUUAUUUUUAUAUAUUCAUUUUAUGUAACUCCAAAUGGUAAUUUAAUUUGUUGCCUAAGAGUACCCGCUCAUCAUUGCAAUUUAGAAUAUAUUAAUAUUAACAUCUUUAUUAAUGUUAAUUUCACUUGCUUGUAUGCCAAAAUAUACACUAGUGGUAAUUACGACUUGUUCGGAAAUAUGUUGGACGUUGCAUGAAAUUUUUUUCCAGGAAGUAAUUGUUACUAAUCUUAUUUUUUGGUUUUUUGAAUUUUCACACAUAUCUAGUCACUAUGUAUGAAGUUAUUAGGUUUAAAAAGUGAGACAAUAAAUACUAACAACUCAUUUUAAUUAAUAAAAAUUUUUAUAUUAAAUUGCAUCAAUUGAAACAAAAAUAUUUGUAUUGUAACAAAAUAAAACCUGAUUUUUAAAGUAGAUUGUAGGUUAUCGUAAAAUAUAUCAUCGACAGACUGUAUGAUGGUUUUUAAUGCUUGCAAAUGGUCAAACUUUCUUUUUUAUUUUUAACUUGCUAUCGGUAUUUUCUUAGUGUAACUUUUCAUUGUCACUGAUAGAAAGAAACUACCAAUCGUCAUUGUGUUGUUAGUUUAAAUUGUAUUAUUAUAUUGUAUUAUUGUAUUAUUAUAAGGAUUUUAACAGAUCUGUUACUGCGAGCUCGCUAGUUUUCUUUCUAGACUAAUAGAUAAAAAAUGUGCUUCGAAUUUUCUGCUUUGAGAGAUUCUACAUUUUCUCAAGCGGCUAAACAACAUCUAUGUUAUCUGCAGAUACGUUGAUGACUAUAAUUUUUGAUCGUUUUUGUGCCAUGUACACUACGAUUCAAAAAAUAUACGAGUGUUCAUAGCUGAUCUAUUUAUCCCACUUCUUUUAGAAAGUAGGAUGGAUUUAGCUGCCUUCAUUUCCUAAUUCAUACGCUCCCAGAUGUAAUGGUUAGGUCAGAUCUUCCCGGAUAAUUUCUCAGGAGUAUCUUUGCCCAUCUCAACCUCUGUAGAUUGUUCCAGUAACUGGGUUCUUCCUAUCUACUUUCUUUUCUAGUGUUUUCUCUAUAGUUCUGUAACUGAUUCUACAAAAGGGUUUAGGUCCUACAAAGAAUUUAUCUGCCCCUAUUUUGUCAAGUCUAUCUGCUAUUUAAUUUCCAUCUACUCAAUAGCGGAAUCCAUUGAAGAGUAACUUUAUUCUUUUUGUCUAAGUUAACUUGUCCACGCAUUCCCUAACUAGCUAUCGGAUGAGAUAUGAUAAUCUCCUGUCUGCGGUAUUUCUCUUCUACUUGGUGUACUGUCCAAGCUUUCUCUUCUUUUGGUGUUAAGAGGUUUUCUUUUAAUGGAUAUACGAAGUUUGCCUUUGUCACCAACCUCGAUAAAGUUACGAGGUAAUCUUUUAGAGGUUUUCUAAAUUAUUUAAUAUAUUAUAGGGUCAAAACCUAAAUUUCGAGAAGUGGUGUUACAGGAU
Molecule: messenger RNA, 7309 nt
Organism: Diorhabda sublineata
Lineage: Eukaryota; Metazoa; Arthropoda; Insecta; Coleoptera; Chrysomelidae
Product: VWFA and cache domain-containing protein 1
Exons: 9
Coding region: 283-3858 (1191 amino acids)
Cellular component (GO): voltage-gated calcium channel complex
Molecular function (GO): voltage-gated calcium channel activity
Source: RefSeq, a predicted model, not a curated record